AUGAAGGAUGCAGUUGACGCCCCAAUUUCGACCAACGCUCCUGUUGCCGAUUUGGAGAAUGCUCGAGAUAAUAUAUCUGGCGAGAAGUCCAGUGCCUCGGAUAUUCACCUGGUAGAGUGGGAUGGGCCUGAUGAUCCAGAACUUCCCAUGAACUUUCCCUUUUGGAGGAAAUCGCUCAUCACUUGCAUCUUCAGCACAUUGACCAUCUGGGUAACCUUCUCCAGCAGUGUCUUUAGUGCUGCGACCACGGUCACUUCCGAAGAUUUUCAUGUUUCAGUGGAGGUCAUGACGUUAGGAACCAGUUUGACCGUGCUUGGCUUUGCGGUGGGACCACUGAUUUGGGGACCCAUGUCAGAGUUAUAUGGCCGACUAAGGCCUCUCUAUAUUGGAUACGCCAUCUUUAUCAUCUUCCAGGUUCCCGUGGCGGUUGCGCAGAACCUCGAAACCGUGAUGCUUGCACGUUUCUUGCUGGGAUUUUUUGGUACCUCCGCUCUUGCAAUUAUACCUGGUGCUCUGGCGGACUUUUGGGGUCCAGUGGAGCGCGCGAUUGCCGUCUCUUUAUUUUCCGCGGCCACCUUCGUUGGGCCGAUAUUCGGGCCAAUAGUGGGAGGAUUCAUCGUCGACUCAUCUCUGGGAUGGCGCUGGACUGCCUGGAUCACCAUGAUCCCAGCCGCAUUCUUCGGUACGAUCGCUUUCCUCACGCUACCCGAGACAUACCACCCGGUUCUCCUCCAGCGCCGUGCCAGUCGGCUUCGUAAUGAGACACGCAUCUGGGCCUACCAUUCCCGCCUGGAUGAAAGCAAGCCAACGUUUAGCCAAAUCCUGACGAAAUAUCUUUUCCGCCCGGUUCAGAUGCUUUUCUUGGAGCCGAUCCUCGUCUGCAUGACUCUCUACAUCUCGCUUAUCUAUGGUAUAUUGUACCUCUUCUUCGUGGCAUAUCCAAUCGCCUUUCGGGAGGUCCGGGGUUGGACUUCCUUGGGAAUCGCGGCCUUGCCUUUCCUGGGCAUCCUAGUCGGGGUCCUACUGGGCUGCCUCCUUGUCACCAUCGCAACGCGCCUGUGGUACGCUCCUAAGGUACUGAAUUUGUCUGUCGUACCGGAAGAUCGUCUACCCCCCAUGAUUGUUGCGGCUUUACUCCUGCCUGUCGGGCUAUUCUGGUUUGGAUGGACAUCGAGCCCGAGUGUCUCGUGGGUGCCACAGGCCAUUGCAGGAGUACCCAUCGGAAUGGGGAUUCUGAUGAUCUGGAUGCAAGGCCUGAACUAUUUGAUUGAUGUAUAUUUGGUGGUUGCCAAUUCGGCUCUGUCUGCAAACACUCUUAUUCGAAGCAUGAUAGGUGCUGCGUUUCCACUUUUUGGGUCGGCAAUGUACAGCAGAUUGGGAGUGGACUGGGCUACGUCGCUCCUCGGCUUUCUGGCUGUUGGGAUGAUCCCGAUUCCUAUUAUCUUCUAUUUCUAUGGGGCGAAAAUUCGGGCCUUGAGUCGUUUCUCUCCCAAGCUGUAA
Messenger RNA from Penicillium odoratum, 1500 nucleotides. RefSeq names its product MFS transporter. The coding region runs from base 1 to 1500 and encodes 499 amino acids. Lineage: Eukaryota; Fungi; Ascomycota; Eurotiomycetes; Eurotiales; Aspergillaceae. Gene Ontology annotation, molecular function: transmembrane transporter activity. Gene Ontology annotation, biological process: transmembrane transport. The transcript has 4 exons. The record is from RefSeq and is a predicted model, not a curated record.